AUGAUCGAAGACUGCCCCUCCAUCCGCCACCCCCUGGUCGACGCUCCCUGCCCGGUUUUGCAAUACGCCGACGACACCUUGAUCCUAGUUCGGGCUGCCAGUGAGGAUGUCAUCGCCCUCAAGCGCAUCCUGGACGUGUUCUCGGCGGCCACUGGUAUAAAGAUCAACUUCCACAAAAGCACCGUCGUCCCGAUGCAUGUCCCUGAAUCGAAGCUCCGUCGUCUGCUCAAGGCACUCCAAUGUCAACGGGCAGACUUCCCGCAAACCCACUUGGGUCUCCCUCUCUCAAAUGUGAAGCUCAACCUCUCGGCUUUUGCCCCGCUCAUUGCUAAGGUUGAUAAGCAGCUCUCAGGUUGGAAAGCCAUCCUCCUCAACCAUGCCAGGCGCCUGGUUCUCAUCAACUCCGUCCUCGAUGGUAUGCCUGCCCACUUGAUGUCUGCUCUGCUUCUUCCCGCUGGCACGGUCGACGCCCUUGACAAGCGCCGCAGAGCUUUCUUGUGA
This is a messenger RNA of Panicum virgatum (switchgrass), 501 nucleotides long. RefSeq lists its product as uncharacterized. The transcript has a single exon. Bases 1 to 501 code for a protein of 166 amino acids. The record is from RefSeq and is a predicted model, not a curated record. Lineage: Eukaryota; Viridiplantae; Streptophyta; Magnoliopsida; Poales; Poaceae.